AAAUGCAUUGCAGGGGAAAGAAGUGGAUGUGGAAAUAGGCAAGAUAAUGUCCUGGCAUUCAUUUGCUCAAUGUAAAUGCAUCUGUUUACAACCGAUUGAUUUGAUUGUCCAUCACUGUACAUGUAAAACAUGAGUUCUGGUGGACAAGAACAAAGGGCAAGACUUCAGCAAUUCCUGUCGGAGCUUGCAAUAUUGGGUUCUUUACAGGGCUUCCAUUAUUUUCAGCCCUGGCUAAGAGGCAGAGAGGAACUUCUGCUGACUGUGGUCAAUGAUGACUUGAGAUGCCGUUCUCCUGGGUUCGCCAUUUCUGUGGCCUCCACCUUUACCAGCUCAACUUGCAGUAGCAUUUACAGCCUGGACAGCGACUAUACCAGCUCGCCUUUAGCAGGAGAAGGGCCACUUCCACAACACAAACAAGAGACACCAGAUGCCACACAGCAACAAACUCCCAGCAGUUAUAGGAAUGUUGAUUCUCAUCUUCUCCCAGCCUCACCCAGUGAGAGAGAGAUCGCUGUUCCUGAAAUUAACUGCACCCUGUUCCUGUUAGCCGGCUAUGCCAAGUAUGGGCAACCUUAUGCCUGGAUUCGAUCCAAUCAUGAGCGCCUAGUAAACAUCGGAGGAACUGAUACACUAGUCAGAGAUACACCAAUGAAGCUGAAGUCCAUCACAGACUGGGUUUCAACAUCCCAAGGAACUCAUGUUUGGGACAUAGUGAGUGAGAUGGUGGGACUGUGCACCAUGCCGCCUCCCGACAACCCCUUCUCUUUGGACAUGAGCUACCUCCAAACCCUGUCCCUCCCAGAGCGCUUCCUGGUCACUGGGGCCCUCCUGAAUUUCCUGGAGAUGAUUGUGGUUCAGGGAAACCGAGAGGAAAUGUUCUAUGAUAUGGUUGUGGAAGAGUUGAAGCCACUGAGAAGACUUCAUUUCCAAAGCCUUUCUGAGGUCCAAAGAUUUCAGGGUAGUAACAGGACUCAUCAUUUACCCGCCAAAUGA
Messenger RNA from Carassius carassius (crucian carp), 993 nucleotides. RefSeq lists its product as uncharacterized. The transcript has 8 exons. The coding region runs from base 130 to 993 and encodes 287 amino acids. The record is from RefSeq and is a predicted model, not a curated record. Lineage: Eukaryota; Metazoa; Chordata; Actinopteri; Cypriniformes; Cyprinidae.